Cololabis saira (Pacific saury) is the source of this 1747-nucleotide messenger RNA. Its product is annotated as zinc finger protein 239-like. The record is from RefSeq and is a predicted model, not a curated record. The transcript is spliced from 2 exons. Gene Ontology annotation, cellular component: nucleus. Bases 117 to 1187 code for a protein of 356 amino acids. NCBI's taxonomy places the organism in Eukaryota, Metazoa, Chordata, Actinopteri, Beloniformes, Belonidae.
ACAACCGGAGUGGGCUGUAGAGUUUAUUGAACGUCUUUGCUUUAAUCCACAUUUUCAGCAGCAACGCUCGAGUGGAGGCCACGUGUUUGCAGACGGACCGGGACCAGAACCAGGAGAUGGACCAGAACCAGAACCAGAACCAGAACCAGAACCAGGACUCCUCAUCCAGCAGGACUAAAGCUGCUGGUCUGCAGAAUCCUAAAGGAAGACCCAAAAGAUACAGCUGUGAUCGUUGCAAGCAAGUCUUCACCACUUCAUCAAACCUGAAGAGGCAUAAGAAAACUCACACUGGUGAUAAACCAUACAGCUGUGGUCACUGCGGGAUGGCUUUUACCCGACAAUUUAAUCUAAUAAACCACCAACGUAUUCACACUGGAGGAGACAAGCCUUACAGGUGUGAUCAGUGUGGAACGACUUUUGCCCAACAAGGUUCUCUAAGGAAACAUCAACGUAUUCACACUGGAGAGAAGCCUUACAGGUGUGAUCAGUGUGGAGCGGCUUUUGCCCAGCAAGGUUCUCUAACGAGUCACCAACGUAUUCACACUGGAGAUAAGCCUUACAGGUGUGAUCAGUGUGGAGCGGCUUUUGCCCAUCAAGGUGCUUUAAGGAGUCACCAACGUAUUCACACUGGAGAAAAGCCUUACAGAUGUGGUCAGUGUGGAGCGGCUUUUGCCCGGGAAAGUCAUCUAACGACUCACCAACGCAUUCACACUGGAUUCAAGCCUUACAGAUGUGGUCAGUGUGGAGCGGCUUUUGCCGAGCAAGGUGUGCUUACGAGACAUCAACGUAUUCACACUGGAGAAAAGCCUUACAGGUGUGAUCAGUGUGGAGCGGCUUUUGCCCGACAUGGUUCGCUAACGAGACACCAACGUAUUCACACUGGAGAGAAGCCUUACAGGUGUGAUCAGUGUGGAGCGGCUUUUGCCCGACAUGGUUCUCUAACGAGACAUCAACGUAUUCACACUGGAUUCAAGCCUUACAGGUGUGAUCAGUGUGGAGCGGCUUUUGCCGAGCAAGGUGAUCUAACGAGACAUCAACGUAUUCACACUGGAGAAAAGCCUUACAGGUGUGAUCAGUGUGGAGCGGCUUUUACCAAUCCAAGUCACCUAGCGGCUCACCAACGCAUUCACACUAGAGACACUAGUGUGAUCAGUGUGGAGUACGUUUUGCCACAUCAAGUCAUCUAAGGAGUCACCAACGUAUUCACAAUGGAUAAAAAAUGUACAUUUGUUGAUCAUUGCUGAUUUAUUUUAACAUCGGUUAAAUUCUAAUGCAACAGCAGUUCAGUACCAGUGCAGUACACUUGUAAUGUCAGUGCAAUACCGGUUCAGUUCCAAUGCAGUACCAUUUCUGUACUUGUUAGGGUUUGACAUUUCAUGUUGACAUUUCCUGUUUUAUUUUGAAGCCCAUGUCCUUGUGUUUAAGUUCUUGUCUGACCUUCCUGUUUCCAUCUGCCCUGAUCGUCUGUACCUGUGUCUCGUUAACCUUUGUGUAUAUCUGGUCUUGUCUUUCCCCUGCUCCUUGCUGGUCCGUACUGUUUUGCCCUCCAUGUUUUUCCCAUCAGGUUUUGUCAUAGUUUUGGAUUCUUGUUCACAGUUUGGUUUUUGUAUCCUGCUUAACAGCGUUUUUGGUUCUGUUUUUAAGUUAAUAAAUCACAGUUUUUUGGAACUCCUGCCUCCUGCUCUCCUGCAUCUGGGUCCUCACUACAACCUCCUGACAGUACCAGUGCAACCCCAGUUUUACACCA